Messenger RNA from Panicum virgatum (switchgrass), 2110 nucleotides. Its product is annotated as 3-ketoacyl-CoA synthase 6-like. NCBI's taxonomy places the organism in Eukaryota, Viridiplantae, Streptophyta, Magnoliopsida, Poales, Poaceae. The record is from RefSeq and is a predicted model, not a curated record. Gene Ontology annotation, molecular function: acyltransferase activity, transferring groups other than amino-acyl groups. Bases 84 to 1562 code for a protein of 492 amino acids. The transcript has a single exon. Gene Ontology annotation, cellular component: membrane. Gene Ontology annotation, biological process: fatty acid biosynthetic process.
ACACUCGCCGAGCUAGCUCACUCUCAGCACUAGUAACUCCCCCACAGUGCCAGUGCCAGUGCCAGUGCCACCCAGCCAGCAGCAUGGGCUCGCCGGCGGCGCGCCAGCUGAGGCAGCUCAAGCCGCUGUACCAGCACGUGGUGAACCACUUCGUGGCCGUGCUCGCGGCGCCGCUGGCCGUGGCGGCCGCCGUCAGCGCGGGGCGCGCCGGGCCCGGGGAGCUGCUCGCCAGGCUGCAGGCGCUCCGGGCGGCGCACCUUCUCCUCGCCGCCUUCGUCCCCGCCGCCGCGGCGGCGCUGUACCUCCUGCUGCGCCCGCGGCCGGUGUACCUGGUCGACUACGCCUGCUUCCGCACGCGGCCCAACUGCCGCGUCCCCUUCGCCACCUUCCUGGAGCACGCCAAGCUGGUGACCUUCGUCGAGGGCGCCUCCAUCGACGAGCGCAGCGUCCGGUUCAUGACGCGGCUGCUGGAGCGCUCGGGGCUCGGGGAGGAGACCUGCCUGCCCCCCGCGCACCACUACAUCCCACCCUACCGGAACAUGGAGGCGUCGCGCGCCGAGGUGGAGCUGGUCAUCUUCUCCGCCAUCGACGACCUGCUCGCCAAGACCGGGAUCAGCCCGGGCGCCAUCGACAUCCUCGUCGUCAACUGCAGCCUCUUCGCGCCCGUCCCGUCCUUCACGGACAUGAUCAUCCGCCGGUACGGGAUGCGGGAGGACAUCCGGAACGUGCACCUGUCCGGGAUGGGGUGCAGCGCGGGGCUCAUCUCCGUGGGGCUGGCGCGCAACUUCCUGCAGGUGGCGCCCCGGGGCGCGCACGCGCUGGUGGUGUCCACGGAGACCAUCACGCCCAACUACUACGUGGGCAAGGAGCGCGCCAUGCUCCUGCCCAACUGCCUCUUCCGCAUGGGCGGCGCCGCCGUGCUGCUGUCGACGUCGCGCGCCAGGGCGCGGUUCCGGCUCGCCCGCGUGGUGCGCACGCUGACGGGCGCCGGCGACAGCGCCUACCGGUGCGUGUUCCAGGAGGAGGACGGCGAGGGCCACCGCGGGAUCAACCUGUCCAAGGACCUGAUGACCAUCGCCGGCGACGCGCUCAAGGCCAACAUCACCGCCAUCGGCCCGCUGGUGCUGCCGGCGUCGGAGCAGCUGCUGUUCGCGCUCUCCUUCAUCGCGCGGCGCGUGCUCAACAACCGCCGCGUCAAGCCGUACCUCCCGGACUUCCGCACGGCGUUCGAGCACUUCUGCAUCCACGCGGGGGGCCGCGCCGUCAUCGACGAGCUGCAGCGCAGCCUGGGGCUGUCGGACCAGGACGUGGAGGCGUCGCGGAUGGCGCUGCACCGGUUCGGCAACACGUCCAGCAGCUCGGUCUGGUACGAGCUGGCCUACAUCGAGGCCAAGGGCCGGAUGCGCAAGGGCGACCGCGUGUGGAUGAUCGGCUUCGGGUCCGGGUUCAAGUGCAACAGCGCGGCGUGGGAGUGCAUGGCGCCGGCGCGCUCCGCCGAGGGGCCGUGGGAGGACAGCAUCUGCCGCUACCCCGUCGACAUCCCGGAGGUGCUCAAGCACUAGCCAGCCGCCGCCGCCGCCUGAUUUGCAUCCGUCGGCGGCGCGAGCAUGUAGUGUCGGUCUCCCCCGCUCUUGAAACCGGCAGACCGGCCGCGCGCGUGCCGGCCGGUGACGAGGAAAGAAGACGGUCUCCGACGUGACAGCGCGCGUGUUGUUGGUGCCGGGCGGCCAGGCCGGGCGCGUUGAAUGCCGAGGCUGGCGCGUCCAUGUGUGCGCUCCUCCCCGGACCCCGGAGGCGGGGGCUGGUGGUUGCGCGCGGGCACGCCGGGGAGGGUUAAAACUUAAAAUCCCCGGCCAUUUACACACGUAGUACAGUACUCGUCGUCCUCAUUUGUACCCUUCCUUUCUGUCUUUUCGCUUCCUUUUUUUUACUACAGUACCUCAUUUGUUUGGGUCACCACCACUAAUAAUUUUAAUUUUACGUUUGUCUGUAUUCAAAAGCAAGUCAAGAAAUGUACUGCGAGAGCCGGAUCGGUCACACUACUGCUUGCUUACUGCUGCUACUACAGCAUUUGUACCUCUAAAUAAUAACACAGUGAUUUCAUUAUUUA